This is a messenger RNA of Penicillium olsonii, 1299 nucleotides long. NCBI's taxonomy places the organism in Eukaryota, Fungi, Ascomycota, Eurotiomycetes, Eurotiales, Aspergillaceae. The record is from the annotation of a GenBank genome assembly.
AUGUCUUUCCCGAAUGACCGUCGCCGCGGCGGAGCCGGCGCUGGGUUCAGCUCAUCCGGUACACGAACCGCUUUGGGAUAUUGGCUCCCCCUAGCCCUCACAGCUGGAGUCGCCACAGUCAGCAUUGCAGCUUGGAUCUGGAGUGAACGAAAUGACGAGGACGACGAGGACGACCGCCCCCACAACGGAGGGCGCCCGUACCAACCCUCAGCUCAAGGGAGUGACUACCCUCCACCAUCGUAUGCCACCGGAGACUAUGCCCGGAGUGUAGGCACUGAACCGUUGCCCGGAGAUGCCCCAUAUGACCACGGUGUGAUGGCCCGAAUGCAAGGUGCCCUGCGCCGUACGCCGAGCCCUCAGCAGAUCUUCGAUGGUGCCAGCAAAAGGGUUGUGGCGGGUGUCACUGCCGCUGGAGCCUUUGUAGGCGGUGCUCUUACUUCUAUUCGCGAGGACAACAAAGGCGAGGGUGACUUUGAGGAUCACUCCAGGUGGUCUGAAGAGGCCCGCGAUAGGGCCCACGAAAGAAGCCAACAGCAAAGCGCAGUCGCACCGACUAUGAGCGGUGGCUUGUCUACCCGCGGCGUUGGUCUUCCCGACAAAAAGAAGAAAACCGUUGUUAUUAUUGUCUCGUCAAAUUCAUCGGCCGACUCAGAUGAGUUUAGCUCUGAGCAUGCAUCCAUUCUGUCCCAUCUUCCUGAACACGUUGAUCUUGAGACCUCCAAGAUCUUUGUGUUGAUCUAUGCCCCAGAGCUGAAACACGCCAUCGCCAAGGGUGGCUCUUCACGCCCCACGGUCUCCAUCACCUCGUCGUACUCGAACAUCGCCACCGAGGAGGCAGCAUCUGCCGAAGACCUGACGACUGGAGGCUUGGCCUCGGUGGAGCCUCGUCAAGAUGACGAGUUUGACGGCACAUCUCGCUUCUUCAGAACAUUGUACACCCAAGCUCAAGCUUUGGUCGAGAAGGACACCAUGAUCAUGCCAUUCAGCACUGCCGGUGGCUUUGUGCACCUCGUCCGUCACCUCUCCCCAGAGCUCGUAUACGUCCAGGAAUCCUUGACCGGAGACCAGGGCGAAGCCGUGCAGCAUAUCUCUGGCUGGGUUCGUCAAGUCAUCGUCGUUGUUGGAGACGAGGGUGGCCGUGGCGGACUCAUUGACAGCGACGAUGAAUCUGCACUCGGCGAGAAGGGUGAUAAAUGGUGGCAAAAAGAAGGCACCAUCGGAAUUGGAAAGCGCAUUGAUGUGGUUGACGUUGUCCGGGUCGGAGAUGACUGGCGACGACGGGUGCGUGGUCUGGACUAA